GCGCAUGCCGCGUGCAUGCCGGGUUUCGGGCGCGCUUCGCAUACGACAAAAAACCUUCCCGCCAGUCCGAUGUCAUCGGCGGGCUGGGAUGAUGUAAGGAGAAAGAAGAGGAUCACAACAGCUAGAAACGUCGGACGACCGGUAGCGGCAGCUGGUGAUCGAAGACGCCGGGAGUUAGUCUAAGAGCAGGAGGGAGACGCCAUAGCCAGCAACCAUUCUCCAUAGCCCAACCUCAGACGUGGCCAUAGCCCAACCUCGGCCGACCAAGCCAAAGGUGGUGAGGAAAGAGAAGACGAUCGCCACGGGCUGGAAACCUCGGAUGACCAGUAGCAGCAGCCGGUGAGCAGAGCAGGAGAGAGAAGACAUAGCCAUCAGCAGCAGUCGCCAUAGCCCAGGCUCAGAAGCCCCCAUAGCCGAACCUCGGCCGACCAGGGCUAAGGUGCAAGCCCGACGGAGCCAGAAAAAAAGGUAACUAGCAAAUAGCAAAUAUCAAAUAGCAAGAAGUGAAGAUAACGCAGCAAACGCCAGUCCACCAACAAGCUUCCGCCAUAGCCACACGGAAGAGAGAAGAAACGACGAGCGAAUUGUCCACAGCAGCAACAGCAACAGGAUCCGGAAAAAAGAGAGAGAGAGAGAGAGAGAGAGAGAGAGAGAGAGAGAGAGAGAGAGAGAGAGAGAGAGAGAGAGAGGACGGUAAGGUGAGGAGCAGCCCCCGCCAUGUCCACCUCCGUCCAGUUGUCGCCGCUAGAUAGGUUCUCGUGCGCAAGUGCGUUGACGUCAACAUGCAUGAAUCGCACGAGCAGUCCAGGAGCGGGAGGGGCUGCGUCUGAGCUGCCGGCGGUUGGAGGAGGAAGCUCGAGAGUGGUGGCCACGGCGAUGGCCACGUGCUCACCCCCCUCUCUUCUUCCUCCAUCUCCUGCUGCAUGCAGGCGGGUCUUCGUCAGACCAUUGACCUGCGAGCUCAGCAGGUCGGGGGUUCGAGUCCCGCUCGGAACAACUCGUGCUCGGGCGAGCUUGGAGUCCACGUCGUCAUCAAGUGACACGCAGCAGGAAACGAUUCGGAAGAGAGGCGAGGGCCAUGGCGGUGGCUAUGGCGACGAGCUCUGUGGCUAUGGCGGAAGCGUUCGUGAUCAGCUUGCAGAGACGACGGAGAACAGACCAGCGGCGGCUUCGUGUCACGAUUCCACGACGAGCGGACGGGUGGAAGACGACGGCACCUGGGAAGCUAAGUUGUCCACCAUAGCCAGAGGCUUGGCAAAGAGUAUGGUGGUCGUGCUCGCUGCAGCCGCGCUGCUGGCUUCUUCUCCAAAUGGAGCUAUGGCGGCCAAAAGUGGAGGGAGGGUCGGCGGGAGCGCUUUCCGCUCAGCCCCGAGAACGGGCCCUUCUAGCGGACCCCGAAUCAACUCCAGGACUUACAUUAACCCACCUACAAUAGCUCCUCCUAUUUACGGUGGCGGCUAUGGAGGCGGUUUCUUUCCAUUCGGCGGAUAUGGCUAUUCUCCGUUCGGAUAUGGAUUCGGUCCAGUUAUUGGCAUUCAGGGAGGAGGAGGAUUAUUUCAGUUCAUGUUUUUCAUCUUCGUUGCCAAUUUCGUCUUCAACUUCAUCCGAAACCUGACGGACAGAGAUGAGGAUUGAACCACUUUUCACUUCCCUCUCUUCCUUCUCUUCUUUUCCAUUCUUCCGUCCUUCGUCGCACACUCUUAGCACCUGCUCUCUCCCAUUUGCUACGUUCAUCAUUUCCCACUCCUUUGUUUCAUUCCCUAACUCCGCACCUUACACACGCUGACCACCUGCUCUCCCCCAUUUCCUUGCUUCAUCAUUUCCCUCUCCUUUCCUUUGUUUCACCCUCCCCCCCCGCCCCCCCUUCCCCUCUUACAAUGCCAUAUGUUCAUUCAUCCUCUCCCUCCCCAUCCUUCUUCCGUACCCGUUCCCACCUAUCACCUCCUUCCUGUCCUUACCCGUCUGUAUUUCCCUCCCGUAUAAUGCCAUACACUCAUUCUUCUUUUCCCCACGCUUCCCUACCAUUCCUACCCUACCCUUCCUCUUCCUUUCCUACCCUUCCCUAUCCUUCCGUACCCUCCUUUACCCUUUCCUACCCUUCCCUACCCUUCCCUUAACCCGUUCCCUACGCUUUCUCCUCCUUUCCUUUGUCACCCCCCCCCUUCCCCUCUUACAAUGCCAUAUGUUCAUUUUUCCUUCCCUCCCACGCUUCUUCCGUACCCUUCCCCACCUAUUACCUCCUUCCUCGCCCUAUCCGUCUGUCUUCCCCUCCCCUAUAAUGCCAAAUGCUCAUUCUUUUCCCUACCAUUCCUCUUCCUUUCCUACCCACCCUUCCUCUUCCUUUCCUAGCCUGUAUGCCCUUCCCUUAUCCUUCCCUACCCUUUCUCCUCCUUUCCUGCUCUUCCCUACCCUUCCUCCUCCUCUCCUAACCUUCCCUACCCGUCCUCUUCGUCUGCUACCCUUCUAUACCCUUUCUCCUCCUUUGCUACCCUUCCCUACCCUUCUCGGUCUUUCCUAGCCUUCCCUACCCUUCCCUACCCUUCCUCGGCCUUUCCUAGCCUUGCCUACCCUUCCUCUUCAUCUCCUAACCUUCCCUACCCGUCCUCGUCAUCUGCUACCCUUCCAUACCCUUUCUCCUCAUUUGCUACCCUUCCCUACCCUUCCUCGGUCUUUCCUAGCCUUGCCUACCCUUCCCUACCCUUCCUCGGCCUUUCCUAGCCUUCCCUACCCUUCCUCCUCCUCUCCUAACCUUCCCUACCCGUCCUCUUCAUCUGCUACGCUUCCAUACCCUUUCUCCUCCUUUGCUACCCUUCCUACCCUUCCUCGGCCUUUCCUAGCCUUGCCUACCCUUCCGUACCCUUCCUCGGCCUUUCCUAGCCUUGCCUACCCUUCCCUACCCUUCCUCCGCGUUUCCUAUCCUUGCCUACCCUUCCCUACCUUUCCUCCGCCUUUCCUACCCUUUCCUACCCUUUCCUACCCUUCCCUACCCUUCCUCUUCCUUGCUUACCCUUCCCCACCCUUCGCCUACCUUCAUUUGUUCAUUCAGCCAUCCAGACGUGUGAUUGCAAUUUUUCAGUUUCAAGUUUGGAGAUCGGAGCUACAUUCAUUAUGCAAAGCUUUCUAUGCAAGCGCCUUCAGAUACGGGAGCAAGCUUUUCUGCAAGCCCAUUCAGAUACUGGAGCAACUAAAGGGAUGUGAUUAAGGUGUUCUCUUUUGGAUGUUUCUGAUGCUUGCUUCAUUUGGAAGGGGCUGAAAAUUUCCUUCCCUUCCUGAUGCUGUAAGGGUAUACCCGGUCUAGAGAGGUGGUCCUUUCCCUCGCUACUCUUAGAAGUAUAGGAGUUGGCCCCCAAGGAAUAGAUAGACACUCGCCGGCCGCAGACUAGUGUAUAUAUAGUAUAUACAGUCACUAUAAAAAGAAGCCACAGCCAGGAGUUGGCUCCCAAGGUAAUAGGAGGGUGGGGCCCUCUUAGACGAUGAAGAAGGGCAGAAAAGGUGUUCUUUCUCUAAAAGAAAAGGGAAAUCCUCCUCCUUUCUUGCACAACCUUUCCCUUUUUUCGGAACUCUGAAGGCCGUGUAUCCUUCAGGGAAAUGAGGCCACAUUCACUGCAGGACUCUUUCGCCUAAGCUCCUGGACGUGAUGGCAGUCCGAUUCAUAUAGGUCUAGGUGUAAUUAUAGUCCCAUACAUUUAUGAUAGUUUACUGUGAGAGUAUGCCCGCAGACUAAUGUGUAGAAAAAUGGCGCGUGGUCCGGCACAUUUAUGUUAGUUUAGUGUUUUUUUUUGUUUUUUUUUUUAAUGAUAGUUCACUCACUGCGGGACUCUUUCUGCUAAGCUCUGGAGUCUGGGCGUGAUCGCAGUCAGAGUCAUCCAGGUCUAGUAGGCAUAAUUUACAGUCAAAUACAUGUUAUGAUUCUUUAGUGUGAGUAUGCCCUCCAGACUAUAUGUAUAGAAAUGGUGGGGGGGCUCAAUUACAUUUAUGAUAGUUCAGUGCGAGUAUGCCCCCAGUAUAUAUGUAUAGAAAAAAAAAAACAAAAAAAAACUGCUCUUUCCAGGCUUGGCUCCCUCGGAUGCACUUGGACGAUGUUACGAUGUUUUUGGUUUUCGGAGAGGCUGUGUAUACAAUACGACCAAUAGAAACUUCAAAGAAAAGAACCAUUUAAGAAUCAGAUCAUAGUGUUCGUAGGAGAAAAAAAAAACAAAAAAAGCUCAUAGAAAAGCAUGGUGUCACUGGUGUGUGGCACUCGUUGGCGUGUCGAGGAAGAAUCGAGGAAUAUAAUCCAAAUAUAUUUCGUAUCGGAACAAUUCAGACG
This is a messenger RNA of Chara braunii, 4309 nucleotides long. NCBI's taxonomy places the organism in Eukaryota, Viridiplantae, Streptophyta, Charophyceae, Charales, Characeae. The record is from the annotation of a GenBank genome assembly.